Misgurnus anguillicaudatus (oriental weatherfish) is the source of this 2984-nucleotide messenger RNA. NCBI's taxonomy places the organism in Eukaryota, Metazoa, Chordata, Actinopteri, Cypriniformes, Cobitidae. The record is from RefSeq and is a predicted model, not a curated record.
ACGUGUGACCUUACAGCUCUGUAUAGCACUCCUCCACGUCCACUUGAAAGAGGAACUGCUGCCAAAGUAAAAGUGUUUGUCAGCGACUCUGAGGAUUUUACAGCACAAUGACAUCUCAGGUUGCGCGGACGGUCCUGCGUCUGGAGGCAUCUGAAGUUGGGGAACUGAAAGAUGGCAUCAAUUUUAAGAAAAACUCGGAAGAUGGCAAAUGUUACAUCAUUUUCAAAGACAAAGAUAAAACACGAGCCUGCAAAAACCAAUGCAAGCACCAGGGAGGACUUUUCAUUAAAGACAUAGAGGAUUUAGAUGGCAGAACAGUGCGUUGUACUAAACACUACUGGAAACUUGAUGUGUCCACAAUGGAGUAUGUCAACCCACCCGACAGCUUUAUGCAGGAUGAACUUGAGGUGGUGCUGUCAGAUACUGAUGGGAGUUUGGAGCUGGUUGAGUUGAAUCCACCUGACCCUUGGACUGUGGACCCUCGAGAGGCACAAGAGCUACAAACUGGAGAGCUCACGUUGACAUACAUUACACAUGCGUGUAUGGAACUCAAAGCAGGAGUCAAGCGGAUGAUGUUUGAUCCCUGGCUGACAGGACCGGCGUUUGCCAGAGGAUGGUGGCUCUUACACGAACCUCCAUCUGAUGCCAUGGAGAGACUCUGUCAGGCUGAUCUCAUUUACAUCAGUCACAUGCACUCCGACCAUCUGAGCUACCCCACAUUAAAAUUACUUUCAAAGAAGCGUCCUGAUAUUCCCAUUUAUGUUGGAGACACCUCACGCCCGGUGUUCUGGUACCUGGAUAGAAGUGAUGUGAAUUUAACAAACAUCAAUGUGGUGCCCUUCGGUGUAUGGCAAAAUGUUGAUGAGCAUCUGAGAUUUAUGAUUCUGAUGGACGGCAUUCAUCCUGAGAUGGAUACUUGCUUAAUAGUGGAGUAUAAAGGUCACAUGAUCCUGAAUACGGUCGACUGUACCAGACCAAACAAUGGACGUCUCCCACACGGUGUGGAUGUGAUGAUGAGUGACUUCGCUGGAGGUGCUUCUGGCUUUCCAAUGACUUUCUAUGGUGGUAAAUACAUCGAAACCUGGAAGGCAGAUUUCAUCAAGAAUGAAAGAAAGAAACUGCUGAACUAUAAGACUCAGCUGGUGAAAGUUUUACAACCCAAGAUUUACUGUCCCUUUGCUGGUUACUUUACAGAAGCUCAUCCAUCAGACAGGUACAUAAAGGAGACAAAUAAGAAGAACAGCGCUGAAGACCUAAACGCUUCCAUAAGAACGAGCUGCCCAAAUACUCUGACCUGGACUCCUUUACCCUCUUCUGUGCUGGAUGUCGCUCUCGCUCUAGCGGAUCAAUCUAACACGAAUGCAAUCACUCAACCCUCAAACGGUACAAAGAUCUUUAAGGACAACUGGAACUUUGAUUUGUAUUUGGAUGAGCUGAAUGCUGCCAUUUCCCAUGAUAUCUUUAAAUACAAAUCCUGGAUCCAGUAUUAUUAUAACUGGGCGGGAUUUAAAGGCUACAAUCUGGUUAUACGGGUCAUUGAGACGGAUGAUGAAUUUGAGCCGCUGGAUGGAGGUUACGAUUAUCUGGUGGACUGCAUGGAUCUUUCCUUUCCAGACAGGAGACCAGAGAGAGAUCACGCAUAUGAGGAGAUUAAAAACAGAGUGGGUGUGAUGAGACACGUGGUUGUAAAUGGACGACUCUGGGACGACCUGUACAUCGGCUUCAAUAACAGAAUGAGUCGAGAUCCUGAUGUUUACCAUCACAAGUUUUGGAAUCAUUUCCAGACAGAAUUACCACUAACAGCUCCAGACUGGGAUCAUUUCCUUCAAAUUAUCGCUGAACAGACGGAUGUUCAACAUGCAGAUUUGUCACAGGAGAACGGUUUCUGUCUGCUCUCUUAAUAAUUGUUUGUUUUCUAUUGAAGACACAGUAACACUAUGUUGCUUGUCACUUGAUGGCUCAGAAAACCUUUACUCAACUGCAUUUAUAAUCAAGACAAUGUUUGUCUCAACUGAUACAAGAAGAAUAUACUAAAGAUAAUAUGUAAAAUUCAUUGUUACCUGACAAUAAUAAAUAUAGCAAUAAAAACAAAAUGCAUGAACCACAUAAAUGAUAAGAGCAGUCAUGUUCUGAUUGCUUUUAAGUUCUUAGAGAAUUUAAUAUACAAUUCUGAAUCUUAAAAACAAACUUUUAGUCCUUUCAGUAUAAAUACGUUGGCUUAAGAAUAAAUAUAAACUGGCAUGGUCCAAAACACUGACAAAAUUCUCAUACAUAAGAUAAAAGCAUUCAAAACUAGGCUAAAAUUAUUUUUAUGACAUCACCCUAUAUCUUCUUGUCAUUAGUCUCCAGAUUUUUAAGAGAUAUGGAGGUUACUUGUAUUUUUGCCAUUUGGAAGUAGAAUCCAUAAAACAUUUAUUUUAUCAAUGUAUAUUUGGGUGAUUCUCACGAAACCAUUGAAACACUACGGCACUAAUGAUUUCAGCUUUAAAAUGUGUAAUAUAGUAACAUUAAAAAGCAUCAGAAUUAACACAAUACUGUGUUCUACCUUGCACAAUGUGUGAUUUCAACAUAAGAAUUUAUAAUUGCAAAUUUUAUCUCAUUUUCUGCUGAAAUUCUCAUUACCGCAAUGUGUCCGGCUGUGUUUGAACAUGCGUUAUGUUGUAAUUUAAUCAAAUUAACACAAAAAUAUUAAGAAAAAAAAUAAAUGGAUGUUUUGCUAGACUACUUUAGAUGACAGAAAAAAUAUUUACUGAAUAUUCAUGUAUAAAUAAUAAUGAAGAAAAAUUAGAAAAAUGAUGUGUCCAUGCCUGAUGUUCUCAUCCUCCGCAACACUUUUUGAGAACAGUUUAAGCACACAUACAGAAUUUUAAUAAAGUUUGAUUUUGAGUGACCAAGCACAUGGACCAGUUACUUCAAGAUGGCUACCAGGUAAGAUAAUUUUUUUACAGUUAAUUUGAAAUAUUGUCUUGUCAGAAUGCUUACAC